CAUUUUCUUGCGCGCACUUUAUCAUUGGUUUCCUCCUCCUCCUUCUCCUCCAUAGAAAUUUGCAACGGAUUUCCUCGAAGCUCAUUCGAUACAAUAGCGAAGAACGAGAACGGGUCGUCCACUGAAGACGUCAGUGGUAAGAGUUAUAGAAUUUAUAAAGAAAUAUGGUCCACACAUAAACAAAAACAACAGAACUUCUAGGAUACGGAUUAUUGAAUUUGCUUGUAACAGUAUUGUUAUAAUUUCUGUCAGAUUUACUACGUUUUCUUCUCUGGCCGCAGAAACUACUAUUAACCAGUUUAAGAGAUUCUCUACACACAUAACACAGGACCAAUACUGAGUUGCUAUAGGGAAUCGUUGUCUAUCUGUACAUGUGUAUUAACAUGUAUAGAAACCUGUCAAAUCUUUGGCUGAAUAAACCCGAUUCUCAAACGGACUUAUAAUAAGACUAAUCAUUUUUUUAUUUUUAGCAUUAUUAUUUAUUGAUAUUAUUGUUAUUUCCAAACGAAGGAAAGGAAUUGUUGCUAAAUUUCAAUAAUUUUUACAAGGCUUAGAAUGUUUUGGAUUCAAGUCCAUUCAGGGGUUAGAAAAAUGUGUACCUUCCUAGAAAAUGACACCUGACUGAAGAUCAGAAAUGAAAUUGACUGAAAUGUUACACAGAUUUAUGUGAGCCACAUGGUGGGCGAAAAUGACCUAAAAGACUGAAGUGGAAUACAAUGUUGGAGAGACUAGCAGCAGAUCAUGAGAAGAUACAGUGCUCAAGUGCAGUAUCCUGAUCCCACCAAACCUCCCUCUGGUGGUGUACUGGAUGUCAAUGAAGAUGGAGACAGUACUCGAAAAUGCAAGACAACUCAGUCUUUUGAGACUUUAUUUGAUAGUGAAGCCCUCAGUGAUGUGGUGCUUAAUAUCAACGAAGGUGAACUUACCUUCAAUGCUCACAAAAUGAUCCUUGGCAUGAAAAGUGAGGUUUUUACACGCUUAUUAAAUGAACUUACUGCAGUAGAUGACAGCCCCCGCCUAAUACUUAAAUUGCAUGUUGAUGCAGACUGUGUUCAAAUUUUCAGCCGAUUUCUAUAUUUUCUUUAUAGUGGAGCAGUAUGGUUACACCGAGAGUAUGUAGUGCCAUUAUAUCGGCUAGCUGUUGAUUAUUCUGUAUGGCCUCUUAUUAGCCACUGUGAGAAUUAUAUAAUGCAAAUUCUUGAAAAGACUAUACAGUAUGGGUAUGGAACAGCAAGCUUCAGCAUUGAAGUGGUUAGUAGUUUAUAUGAAUCAAACAUCAUGCCGGGCCAAAUCCGAUCUCAAGCAUUCCAAGUUUUAUGUGUCUGUUUUACUCAGCUGUCUUGCAGUAAGCUUUGGUCUUCAUGUUCAUGGGAAAUGGUCCGUGACUUGAUCCAGAGUGAUGAUAUAAAUGCAGAUGAGGAUUGCAUCCUCAGUGCUGCAACUGGAUGGAUGAAAGACAAUAAACUCCAAGACAAGUCAAAAAUUCAGGAUAUAUUAGCAAAUAUUCGAUAUCCAAUGCUAAACAGGCGAGUAUUAUACCACCUGUUAAAGAAUAGGGCUUUUCAAAAUUUUCCUUAUGUUGCAGAACUUGUUGAUGGUGCUGUGAAAUACCAGUGUUUUAAAGACCUUGCUGAGGCACAUCAUGAGUUUACUGGAGUUCAGUAUCAACGUAGAAAAGGACAAUUACCAAGGAGUUCACAAACUGUUGGCACAGUUCCACAUCAACAUAUACAAUCAGUGUGACCAUUAUGUAUAUAAAGUGAAUAUAUUAGUAACUAAAGUAUUGUAAAUAAAUUUUUAACAUACUGGA
This is a messenger RNA of Octopus bimaculoides (California two-spot octopus), 1810 nucleotides long. Its product is annotated as BTB/POZ domain-containing protein 17. NCBI's taxonomy places the organism in Eukaryota, Metazoa, Mollusca, Cephalopoda, Octopoda, Octopodidae. Gene Ontology annotation, molecular function: protein binding. The record is from RefSeq and is a predicted model, not a curated record.